AUGCCGAAAAACCGCCCUGCCACCUCGGGCUACGCCCGUCUGGCCCAGGCUGAAGAAGAACGCGGCUAUCUUCAUGAUGAUUCAGAGGACGAUGAGAUCGCCGCAGUUUCAACGGCAUCCACCUCCGCUCCUCGAUACGCUCCCAUCUCCUCCCGAGCCCAGAUGCAGGCGUCCGGUCUCCACACACCCCCAGGCCACCAACGCAGGCAUAGCGGCUUCCAAUACUCUCGCGGCCGUCGAAACUCCGGUGUGGACAUCAAAGCGAUCAACGCGCGUCUCGAAAAAUGGGCAGAGGAGAUUGCCUCCAAGUUCAAGAUCAACCGCGUCAAGGGCAAGAGCUACGAGGAGGAAAAACUGGAAAUCUACCAUUCUGUUUUCCAAGCACCCCCUGGAGUUCAACCUAUCACCGCGGAAGCUCUUGAGUCCGAUGAGUUUGAAGGCCAGCAAAGGCAGGCCCGCGCCGAAUACGAGGAAAUCAUCGAAAGCGUUCGGGUCGCCAUUGAGAUGGGAGUACAUCCCCGGAUGAUCUCACAGGGUAGCUCCGGUAGCUAUUUUGCUCGAAACACGGAAGGGAAGGUAGUCGGUGUCUUCAAGCCCAAGGAUGAGGAGCCCUACGCCUCUCGAAACCCCAAAUGGACCAAGUGGAUCCAUCGCAACUUGUUCCCCUGCUUCUUCGGCCGCGCCUGUCUUAUUCCCAAUCUCUCAUAUGUCUCCGAGGCUGCCGCCUAUGUUCUAGACGCCCGCCUACGGACGAACCUGGUCCCUUACACUGGAAUUGUGCGAUUGUCCUCAAAAUCGUUCUUCUAUGAUUUCUGGGAUCGCAGAAAGGCGUGGAAGGGGAAGAAGAACUUGCCCCACAAAGCAGGCAGUUUCCAGGUGUUCCUGAAGGGAUUCAAGGAUGCCAAUAUCUUCUUGCGCGAACACCCUUGGCCUGAUCAGACCAAUACUGGAUUCCGCGCCGAAGAUGCACCAAAACGCAAGAAGAGACCUUGGAACGAAGCCUGUCGUCCUUCGGGGGCUCAAUCGGAUGACGAGGAUGACGAGGACCCCGGCUACGUACCCUCACCACCGGGAUCCCGCGACGAAGGCUCUGAACGCCGUUUCUACUGGACUGAAAACCUUAAACAAUCCUUCCGCGAGGAACUAGAAAAGCUUGUCAUCUUGGAUUACAUCAUGCGGAAUACCGAUCGCGGCCUCGACAACUGGAUGGUGAAAAUCGACUGGGGCACAGAACAAGUUUCCAUUGUGGCAGAACCCCCCAAGGCCAAUGAGCCGCAACCGAAGCAUGAUGAAGAUGAGCUCAUGCCUCCGGCCCGUCCAGUUUCCGUGAACUCAAACGGCACACCCACCCCCUCCACUCAUCCUUACCGGCGACACGAGACGAUGAUGGCCAUCAGUCGCACGGGCACUCCGCUGGCCUCUUCGGAGCAAUCAGCCUCUGUCCAACUUGGUGCUAUUGAUAACAGUUUAUCCUGGCCAUGGAAGCAUCCAGAUGCCUGGCGCAGCUUCCCCUUCGGCUGGCUUUUCCUACCAGUCUCGUUGAUCGGACAGCCCUUCUCACAGAAAACUCGCGACCAUUUCCUUCCCUUGCUCACAUCAACUGCUUGGUGGAGCGGGACUCAGAUGGCUUUACGUAGUGUCUUUGCGCAAGAUGACGAUUUCAAGGAAAGCAUGUUUGCGCGACAGAUUGCUGUGAUGAAAGGCCAGGCUUGGAACGUUGUGGAAACUCUGAAACAGCCAGAUCACGGCCCACUUGAACUAACCCGCCGAACACGAGUUUGUGUAUGGGACGACUUGGUUGAUGUACCCGUUGCCAUCCCCAUGCGUGCCCCUUCCACAGACCGAUCAAGAAACCAAUAUACGAAUUACGACCCUGAUGAAGAAGAGAUGGAUAUCGGCGCAUCCAUCUCCUCCCAACCACUCCCCGAGCACGAUUUAUUGGGAUUGAACUCGUCUCCCAGCGAUCUCCCCAACCCAAACCGGUUCGAACUUACCCGUGGUCGAGCUGAGGUUGAUAGCGUUGCUGAUGGUUCGAUUGGUAGCCCGGCAACUCUGAACGACGCUGAACUCGGCCGUCGACCCACGGACGGUGCUGGGGGUUCUCUGGAUGGAUGGCCCUCACUUCCUCCCCGCCAGCAAAAGCACCGCAAGAACGGAGGCUCUCUGUCAUACCGUGCUCCUCGAGUCAAUACAUUCGGUAGUGAUGACCUCGAAGGCGAUCUCGGUUAUGCGGUUGCCGAGGGCAUGGAAGGUAAUCAGCGCAAAGUAAUUGUCGAGCGCUUGGAAGCCGUCAAAAGCAAGAACCCGGUCUUUACUUGGUGCUGA
This is a messenger RNA of Penicillium salamii, 2325 nucleotides long. Lineage: Eukaryota; Fungi; Ascomycota; Eurotiomycetes; Eurotiales; Aspergillaceae. The record is from the annotation of a GenBank genome assembly.